AUGACAGAGGCAUUUAAUGGGAGCGACUGUGAGCGAAUCGGUACGCUGUUGCAACAAGACCUUGAACAGAGUCUAGGUCAAACAGAUGCGUUUGUUGAGUUUUUGAUCACCAACAAAGCACUUAGCGAUUUAAAUAUAGUAAGGCAAAAGGCCAUCGAGCAGCAAACGUCCGGUCAGAAGAACAACAGUCUCCCAGUUGACUGGCAGAAGCAACUGGCUAAUGUCGAAUAUAAUGCUUUUUCAAAGAAUAGUGCGACCCUGCAAGAACUGAAGAGACAGCACGAUAUAUCGUCACAACAGAGGAAGAAGAAAUACAGUGUAGAUUUUGAUGCAGUGGAUGAUACAGUUAAUAAGGAGGAAGAAGAAGAACUAGAACUGAUUGCAAAAAAUGGUUCUGGCGAUGAAUCUUCGCUGGCGGAACUGCGGAGUCGACUUCUCGGGAAGAACAAGAAUCUCAGCGUGGCUCAAGAUGGCUCUGAAGAAACCGUGGAAAAAGCCAUGCAGGUGCAAAACAGUAUGCAAGAAGAGCUGAUUGGAGACAUGACGCAGCUCGUUUCGAGUCUGCGACAAGGCGCCGCGGCUUUUCAAACCGCUCUUCAAGAAGAUACCACGGUGUUGAAGGCGACAGAAAUUGGUCUACAGACGACUUCAAAGAGUUUGUCUACAUUGGGUGGAAAGCUCAAGAAGUAUCACAACUCCAAAUUCGGUCUUCUUUUUUACCUGGGAUGUAUCUUAUUCAUGAUUGUGGGUCUACUGUUAACCUAUAUGAUUGUCAAAAUAUUUCCUAAAAUGUGA
Molecule: messenger RNA, 795 nt
Organism: Lachancea mirantina
Lineage: Eukaryota; Fungi; Ascomycota; Saccharomycetes; Saccharomycetales; Saccharomycetaceae
Source: the annotation of a GenBank genome assembly